Messenger RNA from Lymnaea stagnalis (great pond snail), 9359 nucleotides. The record is from the annotation of a GenBank genome assembly. Lineage: Eukaryota; Metazoa; Mollusca; Gastropoda; Lymnaeidae.
AGGCCUUUCUUGCAUCUUAUGAAUGCAUUUUUAUGAUUAGACUGAUAAUCAGCCAACUUAUUUGAAAAUACAUGUCAUAGUUUGUGAUGUCUUAAACCUACCAUGAUACAAUGGAUAUAGGCAAAGAAUAUUCUUCAUGGGACACUUUCCAAAAUGCACUUGAGCAAUAUUCAAAAGAGAAUAAGGUAAAUUAAAUGUUAUUUGUUAAUUUUAUUUGUUGUUGUUGUUGCUAUUAUAGCAAUUCCUCAGAGUUAAAGAUUUUGUCUACCAAAAAAAAAACAAACAAACAAAUUCAACUUGCAUGACUCUAUUAUCUAGUGUCUAUUAAAUUUUAAAUACAUUACUUAAAAGUUUUAAAUAAUUAUGUGCUACAUUCUGUUAUUCAGACAGGAUGUAAUGUUUUUAUCUUGAAAAGUUUUCUAUGUUGCAAAAGCUUUCAAGUGUCUUAACAGAUUAAUUAACACAGUUGUACAGUUUUUAGUUGAUUGAGAGAAUAGCCACAGUUUUAAUAUUUAUUAAGCUGCAUUGUCAUCAUGUCAUUCUUUCAUCUUGACUUGUUACAGGUUGUCUAUAUUGUGGGUACCUGUAAACCGGUGGAGACAGCCAAUAGAAAUGAUUCCCUGCAGUACAAAUUUCCUCCCAAGUUCAAGUACUGCUUUGCCAGAAUGUUGUGUAAACAUUACGGCAACUACAGCAGCCGUAGUGUUGGCCAUAGACCUCAUCAGAGGUAUAAGAAACCAUUUUCUGACCUUUCUUUAUGGGGUUAUCAUUUGAGAUAGAUAUAAGUAGUACAGGUGCUAUAAUUUACAAAAAUCAAGUGUGGUAUUAUUUGUGCAAUGUCAGUUUUGUAAGCCGGGUGAAUUAUUUUUUUGAAUCUUAAUUUAUCAGCACAUAACUAACAAAAAUAUUUAGUUUUGAUUAUUCAAGCAGAAACAAGAGAAACAAUUUCUUUAAAUAAUACAUAUCAAAUGAUAGGAUUAACUCGUAAUGGUUACUGGUAUUCUAAAAAGGGUUGCUAAUAUCCACUGCAGCCUAAGUAAGUAAUGCUAUGUGAAGAGUUAUUCUAGUAUUUUCAUUGAAGAGCCUAAUACUGUUAAUGUUUUUGAGAUUUACGUAUGGUUUACUUUCUCUUAAAACUUCUUUGGAAGAUUGAAUAAGCAACGAGACCUCAAUGACCAACUCAUUGUUUAUUUAUUUGAUAUAGACAAGAUUUUAAAAAAAUUAUUUUUAAUUUGUUUUGUUAAUGAUAGAAAAUGCGUGUUGACAGAUUUAACUUUUCAAUCCCAGAACCUGCAAGACAGGUUGCACAUCCUCCAUCCUGGUGUCUGUCAACAAGAAGAGGACGGCCCUGGUCAUCAAAGAAGCCAACCUGCAGCACACCCACGAAGUAUCUGAAAUCAUUUUCAGUAAAUAUCCGCAAAAUCGCCGCUUACAGGGCGAGGAGAGGCGCAUGGCCAGUGUGUUGUUAAGAGCAGGAGUACCACUGAGCAGAGUGCAGGAGUUCAUAUCCAAUUCUUGCAGCAAGGCUCCCACUAUUAAAGAUCUCAAGAAUAUCAAGACAUCAAUGAAGGGAUCCUUGCCAGAGAAGGAGGGUCAUGAGUUUGAAUUUCUGACUGACCUUGACCUGCUCAUGGCAGAGGACAUGGAAUCUGUGGUGGAAAUCAUUAAUUUUGAUCUCGUCCCCGGGGCCGUAUAUUUUCAAACCUCUGAUAUGUUUGAAAGGAUUAAAACACUGCAAGGGGGGCAACUGCAGAUCGUCACACUGCACAUCAACGAUGGGAAGAUGUCCCUGGUCAGUGUUGUGGGCGUGGACAAAGAUUUGAACAGCCAAACUCUUGCCUUCUGCAUUAUUAUAGUUGGGGCUGAAGCUGCCUUCCAGUACUUUGUAGAAGCCUUUGUGAAAAACAACCAGUCCUUCUGUGACACGGUGACCGGGGUUGUACUCGACUGGUGUAAAGACAGUGCCGACUUCUUGCAGCAGCUGAUUCCGCAAGCGGCCAUUGCCUGGAGCAGAUCGUACAUCUUGGAAAGCUUCACUGAAGAACUCAAAUGCAGUAAAGAUAUUCAGAAAAUGUUGACAUUAUAUAAAGAACUGAUGAACGCAAGCAGCGAAAAAGUGUACGAGGACAGACUUAAAGAUGUACUUGAAUCAAAGUCAGCCACCGAAUCUAAAGAAUUCCUCAAGAAAUGGGAUUCCUGUAAAGAGUUUUGGGUUCAGUAUGUAAUUUCCUCAAGUGAGGGGCUUCAGCAUCAACAAUCAGCCGUUGAGAUGGAUUACAUCAAUUCACUGAGAGCUUUUGUCCAACCGUCCAUGGGCUUGUCAGAGCUCAUCAAAGCUUUGCUCAAGUUGGACAGAAAUGAAGAACCUGAUCCUGAGGAGGAGAAGAAGGAGCAGCUAUGUUCAGACCCAGACCCCAGCUGUGAUCUGUACAGACACCUGUGUUUUCCCCAGGCCUCGCUGGCAAUAAUAAACCAGAUAGUUAUUGCGCUCGGCAGUAUGUACAAUAUUAAAAUACAAACCGACAUGAUUUUUAUAAAUCGUGUUGACAAUGAGGAAGAAUUUAUUCUAGACAACUCGGGCAGCAAAUGUACUUGUCCGUAUUUUAUGGAAACAGAUCUGCCAUGUCAACACAUAUUUGCAUGGCUCAAAUUCUCUAACAAACCACUGUACAAUGAAACAUUAGUUCCAAUCAGGUGGCAGGUGUUUGGCAAAUCAAUCACACUCGAUGCCCUGGCAGAGUCCUUGAAUCAAGGCCAAGUGCCAUCAUCAUUCCAUCAUGACGAAAGGCUUAAAGAACUUCAGGGGGUUCUCAAGGACACCCUCAGCAUCUGCUGCUCUCACUCAUAUCAACAGAUGGGUCAAGACCUGGUCCUGCUUAAACAGAUCCUUGCUGUUAUGAGCAACUGUUCAUCUAACAAAGCAAAGGUAGUCAUGGACAAAGAGGAAGACAAACAGAAUAAUGUGGCUGCUGCGCAGUUAGAAACUGUUACCCCGCUGCCAAGACGGCGCGGGCGCCCAAGUAAAAAAGAUAAACUUUUGCAACAGGAACAAAAUGGCCAGCCUGCACACCCCAAAAUGCCAACACCACCAGCAGGGUCCAGACACAACUUGCGUGCUAACAUCAAGCAUAAGUUUGUCACCCGUGAGGUUCACUAUGAUGCCAACAAUAGCGAUGACCCUGUGAGUAAAAAAAUGAAGGAUUUCAUCACCGAAAAUGACUCUGAAAACAUCAUCUCAACCAUACCCAGCAUAGACGGCACUGAGCUUCUCAGGACAAUCGUGCCCAAAACUGAUACAGCCAACACUUCUAUUGUCCAGUUUGCAAAACUCGGCUCAGAUCAAAAGCCUCACAUGGAUACAGGAGAUGCCAAAUUUUCUUCCUUAGAAGGUAAAGAAAAUAAUGUUUCCAUUACAAAGUCAGUGAGGGGGCAUGCAUUUUCUAGACUUAAAGGUGCCAGAAAUCUUUCCGUCUACAAGCAAAAACUUUACGAUGGCUACCAUGUCAGCACACCUCGCAGAGGGAGGAGGCCUUCAGCGUUGAAACUUGUUGAUAGGAGGUCAAGGUCAGAUGAAGAAAGUUCUGGGGACGAUGAUGAUGAUAAUGAGGAAAACGAGGACAGUAAUCAUCCUGAUGGAGCAGAGGCAGAUGAAGCGAAGGAAGAAAAUAGGACACAAGACCUGCAGUUUUAUCUCAGGAGUAUUUCUCAAGAUACCUUGAAUGAAUUGAUGCAAGCAGUUUCAUUACUUGAUCUACCUGAAGAGAAAGCCCUGGGUGAUAAAGAGGGUAGCCCUACAAGCUCAGAAUACCCAGCUGCUGUGUUGGUUAGGAUGUGCAAGAACACAGAGGUAAGGAGAUUCUCUUCAAUAUAGGCCAAUCAGUUGAAGCUAACUUACAAUGGUACUAUGGAAAUUACAACUUAUCCAUUCAAUGAAUUUGUGUUUAUUUAAUGCUUUUUACAUAACCUAUUUAAAAUGUGUGAUUAAUUUGGUUACUUUAAAUAAAAUAUAAGAUUAAGUUGUUUACUUUAAAAUAUAAGAUUAAUUUGGUUACUUAACAAUAUAAUAAUUUUGUCACCUUAAAAUAUAAAAUUAACCUGUUUCCUUCAAAAUGUAAGAUUAAUUUGUUGACUUGAAAAUAUAAGAUUAACUUGUCAAUUUGAAAUGAGAGAUCAAUUUAAAUGUUGAAAACACUCUAAAACUCUAAAAUUUUAACCACUCUUAACAAUCACCGUCUGGACACUGCAACAAUUAUGUUUAUUAUACUCUCACUUGGGGCACAACAGUGAAACCCUGAAACACUUGAGGGGCCUGUCAACUAAUAAAUAGAUAGAGGAGCAAUUUAAGUCCAUCAGUUUGAUUUCUGUUUCUAAACAGUCUUUGAGAACGUCAUAUCGAUCAGAGGCUUCAAACACAUAAGUUUUAAAUUUCUAUAUUUUUUUUUGUUCUUUCUUGUUUUCGUCUUGUCUGCUGAAGAAGGUGUUAAGCGGAAACGUUCUUGAAGUUGUCCUAUCUUUUUUUAUGCAAGCCUAAACAUAUCUUUUUCCAGUAGUUAUUGACUUUGCACGGCUUGAAGCAGUCCCGCACCUCUUGUCUUGUGAAAUAAAUAAGUAAACUUAACUGAUCUACAUACCUAAAAUAUUUUAUACUUGUUCUUUAAUCUAUAUGAAAUGAAAAAGAAUAUUUUAUGGUUAAAAUUUAAAACUAGCAAUAGUUUAGACUAGUGGUUCCCUUAGGACUCGACUUGCACUUCUGAGGGGCUCUAAACUGCUGUUGCUACUACAGGAAACUCCUAAAUACAUUAACUAGUAAGGCAUAUAAUAAGCCAAAGGGGCUCCCCCAUAGAAAUUGAUUCUAAAAAUGGACCCCACAAGUCAAAAAGGUUGAGAAUCAGUUAUUUAGACAGUGGUAAGAAAAAUAUUAAUUGAUAUCAGAUUUAGAUGGAUUAUUUGAACAAGCCCGUAUUUUUAGGCUGUUGAAACAUGAGUUACUACAGUUAAUAAUUUAAGUCAAUGCGUUGAUCCAUUCCAUUCAACUAAAUACUGUGCUUAUUUCUUUUACAGAUGAUGGAAUCAAUUGUCGACCACAUCAAACAAAAUUGUUUCUCUUAUGACAAGUUCAUCUAUCAGGUGUCAGCUUGCAUUAUCUAUAGAUCCUACCAGACAGGUGUUGCCAUCAGUGACCUACUACAAACAGUCAGCUACUGGCCCAAUCAUCUCCCAGAGUUCCCAGCUGCUCGGCCAUUGGACGGAGAGCUCACCCUAGCGGAGGGCCAGGUUCUCAGGCUUGGUGGAUACAAGCUUCAGCAAGCUGAUAUGGACACAUUAAAAACUGGGGAGGAGCUUAGUGUUAAGGUAAGUUCAUCAAGCACAGAAUUUUAGGGAAAAUAUUUUCAUCAAAUUCUAGAGAGGUGGACCAAAUAAGGUCUAUUUUUAAAAUAAUUUUAUCUAUUAAUGUAAGUCAGCAUGCAAAAAAUACACAUUUGCAGAUCGUAGACCAGUGAAACAGUACACAAAGGGAAAAUUAUUCUAUAAUUAAAAGCUGUUUUAGUCUCAUCAACGUUUUCCUUGAUUAGAGUUGAGACUGAUAAUUUAAUACAUUAAAUGUUAAGUGAAAUGAUUGGGCUUUUUAUAUUUUGAUUUGAUGUCUCAGGUUUUGCAUGCCUACCUGGAAGUCCUGGCCCAGAAACACAGCGGAAAGAUGUUUCUCAUUCCCUAUGAUGUGGUGCAUUCUUGGAGGAGUGGCAACUACAUUGAUAGGGUAUUUAAAAAGGUCAGUUUUGUCAGGUAUUGAGUUAAUUCCCAUUAAAAUGAUUGUUUUUAUUCAUUGUUUCCAUAUACCUGAAUAUUUUAACAUGUAAACUCAACAUAACCAUUUGUUGCUUUUGGAAUUUUCUUCUCCCUGAGAUAAAACCAUUUUAAACAAAGUUUUCUUACUUACUUACCAGCCGGUUGCUGUUACACUGCCAGCCGGUUGCUGUUACACUGCCAGUUUUAUUUGGGACAAUUUUUCUUUCUUUCUUGUUUUCCCUGUAAAACAAAUCCCCCCAAUGAUCUGGAAACAAAUUGAGUUUCAUGCAUUUAUCUAAUAAAAAUUUAUGGAACACCCCCUGAGCUAUAAUUUUUGUUCUGUCUUUGAAUGAAUUCAAGUUUUUCCUUUCUCAUCAGGUUCAUUUAAAAACAUUUGAGUACUUGGUCCUUCCCAUCCACUGUGGAGCUGAGUUUACCGAGUCAGAAAGACAGUCCAGUGAUAUACCAGAGCCCUGCUGGAUGGCGCUGGUGGCAGAUGUCAAGAAAAGGACAGUGGCCAUCAUGAACCCCAAGACAGAUGAUAAAUAUGCCAUAGCCGCUAAUGGCUACAUGCUACAGUGGAGGUAGGACACCUGGGAAUCCGGUGAAAUUUAUUAUUAAACUUUCAUAUGACCCGGACAUUAGAUCACAUCUCAGCUUCACAAGAAACGGGAGACAUGGAUUAACUAAAGUCUUAUUAUUCGUCACAGAAUUGGGGAAUAGGUUGAAAAAUAAUUAUGAUAUCAAAAGUUUAUUAUCACCAGUAUUAUUGUGAACAGAAGAAAGUUUAUUUUGAUAGCACAUGCUUUAAUAAGAUGUUUACUUUUUGAAAAUGUCGUAAAACUCAAAUUUUGCCACCAAGUAUCAUUUUUAUGAUCCUCCUAAGAGUUAUUUAAAAUGAACAGAUCUUAGUUCCCUCUAAGAUGUAAGAGAAAGGACUCACUUCACUUCCAUAGGAUGAUUUCAUAAUCUCUCCUACAGAACUCCAUCCCUCUGUGUUUUGUGUUUACAGAAUUUACAUUGCUUAAAUUCAUAUAUUUUCUGACUUUUUCCCCAGACGCUACAUGCAGAUUCGUUCAGUCCACACAGGAGAGAUGUUGUGCAGCUGGAGCACCCACCAAAUAGAGUGUUGUAAAAUAGAGAAAGAUCAUUGGUCAGGGAUCCAUCUUCUCAUGGUCAGUCAGCUUGUUUCUUAGAGACACUUUUUUUUUAAAACUUUGUUUUCUUGGCCAGUUAUGGAAAUCAACAAAAUGCUGUUGUGAUAUAUUGUUACACAAAAAAUUAGCAUGUCUUUAGUCUUCAAAGAAAAUGGUGACGCUGUGAGGUCAUUUUGCACUUAUCAUGUAGAGUUUUUUUUUAAAUGUUAACAUUAAAACAAAAAAAAGUUUUUAAAAAAACUAAACAAAUAAUUUCAAAGCCCUCCUCAAAACUUUGAGAGUCAAGGCUAAAAAAAUAUUUCUAUCUGAAGAUAUCAAUUUCACAGCUUACCUCAAAACCUUAGCGCCAAGGCUAAAGAAAGUACUAGCUUUCUUGGAAAUCUAAAAAAUGAAAGUCAUGAUAGAGCCAAGGCUAAAGAAAAUACUAGCUGAACUUGGAAAUCUAAAAAAUGAAAGUCAUGAUAGAGCCAAGGCUAAAGAAAAUACUAGCUGAACUUGGAAAUCUAAAAAAUGAAAGUCAUGAUAGAGCCAAGGUUAAAGAAAAUACUAGCUGAACUUGGAAAUCUUAAAAAUGAAAGUCAUGAUAGAGCCAAGGCUAAAGAAAAUACUAGCUGAACUUGGAAAUCUAAAAAAUGAAAGUCAUGAUAGAGCCAAGGCUAAAGAAAAUACUAGCUUAACUUGGAAAUCUAAAAAAUGAAAGUCAUGAAAAAUUACUACAGCUAGGAAGCAUUUAAUAAAUAUUUGUACACUUAGAUUGGUGGAUUAAUUUAUGUGCCUAUUUAUUCUUGCAUAUUCUAUUCAUUUAUGUUUAGUACCCUUGUUUUUAAGUUCUUGAAUAUUGUUUAUAAAUUGUUGGCAUUGAGAUUAUCAUGAGGUUUAUUUUUUUUAAAUUGGGAAAGGCUUGAGAAUUUUGUAUUUAAAAAAAAAGAGGGACCAUGAAUUUCAAACUACCUGAACAGCUGAAUGAUGUCCCCUUUUAAAGACUUGAUCAUUUUCUUCUCAUAUCCAGAAUGUUGAAGCUUUGAUCAACAAUGUCGCACCCAUUGUGAUGACUGAAGCUCACGUCCGCAGUUACCUCCACCUGAUAGCUGUAGCCUUGCGUGACACAGAUCGUGAGACGACCGUCCUGUGUGUGGGUGGACCUGAGUGCCAGGUACUUGCCGCCAGAGAUGCCGACUGGCUCCAGUGUGAGAACUGCCGCACAUGGUGGCACAGGGCAUGUGCGGAUCAACCGGCCUCUCGUCCAAUUUUCUAUUGUAACUCUUGUCAUCAAAGAAUUUUGGCUGUCAAAGGAAACAUUUUGACAGUCAAUUCCCAGCCUGAGGAAGAAGAGUGUUUUGACGAUGGCAAUGAAGAUGAGAUGGAAGAGACUGCCAAUAAAGUGGAUGACGAUGAGAUGGAAGAGACUGCCAAUAAAGUGGAUGACGAUGAGAUGGAAGAGACAGCUAAUGAAGUGGAUGAUGAUGAAAAGAGUCCAGUUCUGCAAGAAGGAAGUUCUAUUGAAGUAGAUCAUUAAGAAUUAUCCUAAUUACUAGACAUUGUAUGAAUAUCUCCAGGACACAAUGGGAAAAGACACAAAAGACUUGAAGAUGUGCAAGGAGUUAGAGUGGCAGGACCCAGAGAAUCUGAAGUUAGGACAGAGCGGCCAGGACGCAGAGAAUCUGAAGUUAGGACAGAGCGGCCAGGACGCAGAGAAUCUGAAGUUAGGACAGAGUGGCCAGGAUGCAGAGAAUCUGAAGUGAGGACAGUGUGGCAGGAUGCAGAGAAUCUGAAGUCAGGACAGAGUGGCAGGAUCAAGAUAAUCUCAAGACAGGGAAGGACAGAAAAUAGAUGUCAUGGCUUCCACUUAGACAGGUGGAGAAGAGGAGAAGAGAAAGUUGUCAUACUGUAUAGAACUGUAUAUCAUUUUGCUUCUUGUUAGAUAGAAUGUUAACAAAUUAAAUGUUCAUAAAAAAUUGGUAACGUGUACCUACUCAAAUCUCAGGCCCAUGGAACUUAUCCUGACAUAUCAAAUAUCUCAUGGGACUUACCCUGAGACCUAAAAUCUGCUACAAUGAUUUUCUAAUGCAGCAGUAUUUGAACACUUGGUUAAGCAAUCAGUUUCCCGGUGCUUUUAAAAAGUGCAAGUUGUGUUGAUAUAUUUGAAUGGUUGGCCAAAGAUGUAAACUCUAGUAAUGUUGGUCACCAAAAUCUCUAGUCAGUUAUCUUUUUAAAAAAACUUAUUAAAGAUACCAGCAUCACUUAAAGGACUGAGAAAUGAGAAUGUGGGAUAAGUUCAUAGCUACAACCCAUGUGGAGCCCUCCAGGCCUACCAAACGGACACAUGGAUAUUGUUUAGGGCUGUGAUGCUUGUAAGUCUUCAAAAUACUUGAAUGUGACAAAAUGCAGUAAUAUGUUAACUGUUUAUGUAUGGAC